Manis javanica (Malayan pangolin) is the source of this 2082-nucleotide messenger RNA. RefSeq names its product olfactory receptor 1f45-like. Gene Ontology annotation, biological process: G protein-coupled receptor signaling pathway. NCBI's taxonomy places the organism in Eukaryota, Metazoa, Chordata, Mammalia, Pholidota, Manidae. Gene Ontology annotation, molecular function: G protein-coupled receptor activity; olfactory receptor activity. The record is from RefSeq and is a predicted model, not a curated record. Gene Ontology annotation, cellular component: membrane.
CCGUGGGGAAGGGCGGGGCAGUAUUUCACUUGAAGCACAGUGAGCUGGAGACUCUAGAUGGAGCCAAGGUUCUAGAUGGCACUUCCAGGUUUCUGACGCCUGCCUCUCUCCCAUCCCAGCCCCAUGAGAGGGGCGAACCGGUCGGGCGUCUCCGAGUUCCUCCUCCUGGGGCUCUCCAGGCAGCCCGAGCAGCAGCAGCUGCUCUUCGCGCUCUUCCUGACCAUGUACCUGGCCACGGUCCUGGGAAACCUGCUCAUCCUGCUGGCCGUCGGCGCGGACUCCCGCCUGCACACCCCCAUGUACUUCUUCCUCAGCACCCUGUCCUUCGUGGACGUCUGCUUCUCUUCCACCACCGUUCCCAAGAUGCUGGCCAACCACAUACUCGGGAGUCAGAGCAUCUCCUUCUCCGCGUGCCUCACGCAGAUGUAUUUUGUUUUCAUGUUCGUGGACAUGGACAAUUUCCUCCUGGCUGUGAUGGCCUAUGACCGCUUUGUGGCCAUAUGCCGCCCCUUACACUACACAACGAAGAUGACCCCCCAGCGCUGUGCCCUGCUGGUCGCUGUGCCGUGGGUCAUUGCCAACCUGGAUGUCCUGUUGCACACCCUGCUGAUGGCUCGACUCUCGUUCUGUGCAGACAAUGCCAUCCCCCACUUCUUCUGUGAUGCGACUCCCCUCCUGACACUUUCCUGCUCUGACACACGCCUCAACGAGGUGAUGAUUCUUACUGAAGCAGGGCCCAUAAUGAUUGCUCCAUUUAUUUGCAUCUUAGUGUCAUAUGUCUUUAUCACUUGGGCUAUCCUGAGAGUCCCAUCCCCAAAGGGAAGAUGGAAAGCCUUCUCCACCUGUGGCUCCCACCUGGCUGUAGUUUUCCUCUUCUAUGGAACUAUCAUAUCUCUGUAUUUCAGCCCUUUAUCCUCCCACUCCGCUAAGACAGAUGUAGCAACUGCUGUGAUGUUCACAGUGGUGACCCCCAUGCUGAACCCCUUCAUCUAUAGCUUGAGAAACAAGGACAUAAAAGGGGCUCUUGGAAAAGUGCUUGCUAGGAAAUGGGCAAGGAUCAUCGUGGAGGGAAGACAUUUCUAAGAAAAUCAUAUUUGUAAUUGUCUGUUGUGCAAAACCAUGUUUGUCUUUGGGAAAAGAAUCAUCUAGUGUUUAUCUGAGGAGAGCAAAACCUGGCACAGCCUCUUCAGGUUAAAGAUGGAAAGAGGUCUUUUUACCCAAUAACUUGACCGUUCCAACCAUUGACACCCCUCUAGCGAGAACCUGCUAGGAAUACACCACUUCGUGAGUAAGUGGGGUUUACUGAUCAUAACAAAGGGGAGCACACACUAUGCAGGGAUAGUAGGUUUUGUAGGAGGUGUUGAAAGAACUUAUUCAAAUACUUGGUUUUGUGUAAGGUUAUUUUGGUGAAGACUUAGAAAUUGGGUCUUUGAAUUGAUUAGAUGCUUUCAGAAAGUGCGAAUGGUUUUGAUUGGGUAUGUUAAUAUAUUUUAUCUGAGGGAAGACUAGACCGAGGCCAAAACUGUGAUUAGGAAAGAAGUAGCAGUCAUACUGGUAUCAGCCAGCACAGGGGUGUUCGGUCAUUUCUGAGGCUUGUGUUCUUGUUUUUGUCUUGCUCCAUUACAGUUACAGAAUGGCCUCGUGUCAUACCAAUAUUCUGGGAAAUUCUCUACAUUCAUUGGGAGGGCACUGAGACCCGCUGUGUGCCAGCCAGCUCCUAUCAGGGCUGGUUUCUCUUUCUCACAACAAAGACACAGAUAUGAGAACAUCCGAUGGAAGGGUCAUAUUGGUGUUAAGGCAGGCAGGCAAAGAGUUCAUUUAGGGCUCCAAGAAGCCCUGAUUCUGCCAUGUCUUCAAACUAAUAAUUUUUAUCUUUUUAUCUGAUACAUAAUAUCACACAUUACAAUAGAAAUAUGCAUAAGUUAAGCAAGAAAGAAAUGUCUUCCAGAAUAUCUGUGCCCAGCCAUAUCAGUCAACUGAAGAUUUUUUUCCCACCCUGUUCCAUUUAUGCCUUAAAUAUAUGCUAAAUAAUUUGUAUCCUGAUUUUCUGCUUUCAUUUCAUAAUAAAGUUUUUCUAAAUUU